Molecule: messenger RNA, 1227 nt
Organism: Necator americanus (New World hookworm)
Lineage: Eukaryota; Metazoa; Nematoda; Chromadorea; Rhabditida; Ancylostomatidae
Exons: 13
Coding region: 1-1227 (408 amino acids)
Source: RefSeq, a predicted model, not a curated record
AUGCGAUUCCCGAAAUACUCGUUCUUCAAUCAGGGAUCAUUGUUCGGUUGGAGAUGCGUGUCAAAGACUACCCAUCUUCGGGAAAAAUGGCUAAUGGCGGCACUGAUUUCCAUAACUUGUUUUCACUGCGUAUUGAAUAAUGUGCCGUUGUCUACCGAAUUAACCAGAUGGGAGAUCGACGAGGCAGAAGCGAGCAUCCUUUUCGUUGGCGCUCCACGUCGUGCUCGUGAUACUGGAGGGAGAAAAAUUGGAAUUAUUACAGUAAUCGAUGCCAGUACUACUAAAGGAGCUCUGAAGUAUGCUAUGACAACAGUUGCCUGUUACGCUAAAGUACAACGUUAUGAGUACCGUAUUGUCAAUGAAUCGCUUUAUUACGAGAAAUGCACACAAACGAAGCCAGAAUUCCGGCGUCAUUGUAUAGUUGGAUUAUUAUUACCAAACUAUGACUACAUUUUAUUCGUCGAUGCACAUAUUGGAGUGGUAAACCCGAAGAGACGUAUCGAAGAAUUCAUUGAUGACCGUGCCGACAUUGUAUUGUAUGAUCAAUUUCGUACUCCUGAGCUUAUGUCUGGUUCAUAUUUGAUUAGAAAUAGCACAUGGGCAUAUAAAUUUCUCGAUGAAUGGGCCAGUUAUGAAAAACGCUUGCCGCAAAGCUUCUACGCCAGUGAGAGUGCAGCACUUUAUUUCCUCCUAGCCGGACUGAUCGCUCCGGAUCGUUCUAUGGAAAUCGCUGUUUGCCGAAGAGUUUGGAAGAAAUGUCGGAAUUGGAGUUACGCACAUGUUGUCAUGUCUUGUCUCAGGAAUAUCAUUGGAGAAACGAUUUACUAUGGAAAUGUUAAAAUACUUAUGAAGGGCACCGCUUGGGCUCGUGACAGUUUUGUUACAGACGGUACGUGGAGUCUGCCACGUGACUUCAUGUUGCACGGCGUGAAGUCGAAGCUGAGGUUGAGUGCGAAAACGCCGGAGAAUAUGUUGACAUCUGAGAGUGACUCGACGUAUUCGUGGUACAGCAAAUUCGCUGGAGAAAUUGAACUUCGUCGUUGUUAUCCAGGGAACACAACAUGGAGAUACAAAAGAGCAUAUUUUAUCGACGAUGCCAAGUUAGAAGAACGAUAUCGACGACUUCAUCGAAAAAUUUAUUAUGAAAAACUUUUGUCAUUGGAGAGAGUGGCUGGGCAGAUGCCUAAAAGAAGCAAAAGAAAGCCAACUUGCAGUUGGAAGACCUAA